Molecule: messenger RNA, 2031 nt
Organism: Nerophis lumbriciformis (worm pipefish)
Lineage: Eukaryota; Metazoa; Chordata; Actinopteri; Syngnathiformes; Syngnathidae
Product: dixin-A-like
Biological process (GO): canonical Wnt signaling pathway
Cellular component (GO): cytosol
Source: RefSeq, a predicted model, not a curated record
CACACCCAGACUGAGCCAUGUCUGGCAUCCUCUCUGCACGGAAAAGAAAGAAUAAGUCAGUGGAAGAAAAGAGGAGGCAUGCAGUAUUUGUCCACAAGGAAGACAACAAAAAAAACAUUGUGUUUGAAAAUGGACUGAGAGAGCCCGGCAGCUCUUAGUGACUGGUGCUGCUGAGCACCAACCUCUCGCUCUCUUCCCUCCCGCAGCUCGGCACCAUCCGAGGGAGGGAAGGGUGGCGGCUUCCAGGGAUUUCUGCGCCCAGGAUUUGCUUCAAUAUGAGAGGAUUUGGACCACGUUGGUGACCGAGGUGUACCUACACAGACCGUUGUCCAGGCUAUGGUCCUGACUGAGAAGCGGGACGGAGGAUAAGACCAUGGGAGCCAAACAGAUGAAAUGUCUCAGCUCAGCCAGCCCGGCUCACUCCCCCAAAGAGGAGUAUGCCGUUACCCGGUCCAGCGACGCCCCUGAAGAGGAAACCAUCCGUGAUCAGCCGGAGGACCGGAGGGCUGCCGGCGUCGACAGACCCGAGCUGACGGACAAGAGACAUGUCGCAGGGGAGGUGUCGCUCUGUGGGUUGUGCCCUUCUCUUGGGCGUGAUGGGCAAGUGGAAGGGAAGUCCUGGAUGGAGCAGCUGGACGCCCACCAGGAGCAGCUGGAGAAGGAGAUGCAGGAGGCCAGACGGAUGGUGUUUCGCCUCCAGGCUUUGCUCCUCAAUGGCUCCCUCCCAGAGGAGGACCAAGAUGGAUCAGUGAGCUUCGGUGACAACCGGGCUAACGCCGAGCAGCAGCUGGUUGUCGUCCGCAGCCGCCUCGACCAAAGCACAGAGGAAGCCCUUGAUCUCAAGCGGGAACUUCUGAGACACAAACAAGAAGCACGCCAAAUUCAGGCCAUAAAGGAUGCUCUGCAGCAGCGGCUGUCUGUGCAGGAGGAUGCGGUGCUGCAACUAAAACAGGAGCUACUGAGGAGCAACAUGGCCAGAGAUCAGUUGGAAGGCGAAAAUGUAGUGCUCAACGACAAGCUGGGCGAGCGCAACAAAUUACUGAGCGAAUACGAGCAAGUCGGGAGGAAGGACAGACUGAUGCAGCAGCAAAAGCUUGAUGAGGCUCAGCACAAAGCAAAGUCAUUCCGAAGUGAGGGUGGUGGUUACAGUCGCUCUCCUCCUGCAUUCCAGCACAGUGCCCCCGGAGAGGAGCUCCAGCUGGUGAGGGAGGCCCUGCGUAGUUUGAGGGACAGCUUUUCAGGCCACGACCCCCAGCAUCACACCCUGGACACCCUGGAGCAGGGUGUGUCCAGUCUAAUGGACCGCCUGCUCUCUGCGGACACCCAGCGGCGACAGAACAGAGGGGAGGAGUUUAAAUCACCGGGUCGCAGAGCCAACUCUACAGAUCGUGACUCAUGGCCACCAAGCUUCAAAAUGGCCCACUCUCACAGCAGCCCUGGGUUGGAUGCCUCCGUGUCCACCAAAGUGCUCUACUUCACCGAUCGCUCGCUCACACCAUUUCUGAUCAACAUCCCCAAGAGGUUGGGUGACGUGACGCUGCGAGACUUCAAGGCGGCCGUGGACAGACAAGGCAGCUUCAGAUACCACUUCAAAGCUCUCGACCCGGAGUUUGGCACCGUCAAAGAGGAGGUGUUCCAGGACGGAGCGGUGGUGCCCGGCUGGGAGGGGAAGAUUGUAGCUUGGGUAGAGGAGGACCACGGAGAGAGGAAGUAGAAACCCCCCCCCCCCAAAAAAAAAAAACCCAACCUCAAUUGUGUCCGUCAGAUCAGAACUUGAAUGGAAAUACUCGGGACCAAUGGACUGGAAUAAGCGGUUUGAAUGUUUCAUGUCGAGGAAUGCUCGUUAAGACACUGUUUACACCUCAUGAAGGCAACGCCGGUUAAUUAGCUGAACGAGUUCCACGAUGAAUAACAGAGUUGAGAUAAUGGACGGAUGUUCACUGCCAUUUUCCACAUACCCGAUUGCCAAAUAGUGAUGUUUGCCUUUUAGUGUCAACCAAUAUUUAAAUAAACAUCAAUUGUUGCAUGGAU